UAUAUAAAUUAAGCAAUUAAAACUCUUAAUCAAAUUUGAAACAUCUUUUUACUUGCUUAAUCACACACACCAUCACCACCUCCUCAACCUCCGUUCUCCUGUCUUGUUCCUUUGUCUCUCUCUGUCUCCCUCCGCUUCUCAAUGCACAACAAAGGAAAAAACAACAGUUAUAAUCACCACCGCCACCGCCACCCUGAUCUCAUUCUUUACUAACAGAACUCGCCCACUUGAAGAAACUUGUUAAAGAUGCAGUUUUUCUUGCCAUUCUUGAUCUUAUUUUUAUCAUUUCUUGUGAAUUUAUCUGGUGUUAAGUGUGCUGCAGUUCUUUCUCUUGAAAGGGUUUUUCCUUUGAACCAUUCUUUGGACGUUGAGCUACUCAGAGCUCGUGACCAUCUUAGGAAUGCUCGGUUCUUGCAGGGUUUUGUUGGGGGUGUUGUUGACUUCUCUGUUCAAGGCACUUCUGAUCCUUUUCUUGUCGGGGUCACUGGAUCUUCAGCGCUCUUACUGUAUUUCACAAGAGUAAAGCUGGGAACUCCUCCAAGAGAGUUCAAUGUGCAGAUUGAUACAGGAAGCGACGUCCUGUGGGUUACCUGUAGUACCUGUAGUAAUUGCCCAAAAACCAGUGGCUUAGGAGUUCAGCUCAAUAACUUCGAUACCACAAGCUCAUCAACUGCUGGGCUAGUACCAUGUUCACACCCUAUUUGUACUUCACAAUUUCAAACAACAGCAACUCAGUGCCCUCCUCAGAGUAAUCAGUGCAGUUAUGCAUUCCAAUAUGGAGACGGAAGUGGGACAUCGGGUUUUUAUGUUUCUGAUACAUUUUAUUUUGAUGCUGUAUUGGGGGAGUCUAUGACAGCUAAUUCUUCAGCUGCCGUUGUAUUCGGAUGUAGCACCUUCCAAUCUGGGGACUUAACUAAGUCGGACAAAGCAAUUGAUGGGAUAUUUGGAUUUGGCCAAGGUGAUCUCUCUGUUAUAUCACAGUUGUCAUCCCAUGGGAUAACACCUCGAGUGUUCUCUCAUUGCUUGAAAGGAGACGGCAGUGGUGGAGGCAUAUUGGUUCUUGGUGAAAUUUUGGAGCCAGGCAUAGUGUAUACUCCCCUAGUGCCAUCACAGCCGCAUUAUAAUUUAUAUCUGCAGAGCAUUGCUGUCGGUGGACAAUUGUUACCUAUUGAUCCAGCAGUAUUUGCAACAUCAGGUAAUAGAGGAACUAUUAUCGAUACUGGAACAACCUUAGCUUAUCUUGCGGAGGAAGCUUUUGAUCCUUUUGUCAGUGCCAUAACUGCUGCAGUCUCACAAUUCACUACUCCUACAAUAUCUAAAGGAUCCCAGUGUUAUCUAGUAUCCAGCAGUGUAUCUUCAGUAUUUCCUCCAGUCAGUUUAAACUUUGCUGGCGGAGCUACUAUGCUGUUAAAACCAGAAGAAUAUCUCAUGUUUAUGUCUAAUUAUCCUGGUGCUACACUAUGGUGCAUUGGGUUUCAGAAGUUUCAAGGAGGAACAACAAUUUUGGGAGAUCUUGUUCUGAAAGACAAGAUUUUUGUAUAUGAUCUGGCUCAUCAACGGAUCGGAUGGACCAAUUAUGACUGCUCCUCAUCUGUGAAUGUCUCCGUAACUUCGAGUAAGGACUUCAUCAAUGCAGGACAACUAAUGAGCAGCUCGUCAAGAGACAUGCUCAUCAAGCUGCUACCUCUAAGCAUUUUGGCUCUCCUAAUACACACGCUCAUUAGCAUUCAUGCAUUUCCAAAUUUUGUAACUUAAACCACAGGUUCGCAAUUUAAUUCUUUACUCUGUUAGAAUUGGUUAGCCAGCAUAUUAUUUUAUAGUGGCCGGCUAGGCAUGUACUAGACUACGGCCUAGAGUUUUCAUCUGUCAUAUAGUUCUGAUUGCUGGCUAUUGGGGCAUCUUCGAUUCUACAAAUGGAAAGAUUCAAACGAAUUCAUGUAAAGAGCCGUCCAUCUCGAGCACCUGCCGAAAUUGUAAAUGCUUGUAUUUUAUGGGGUGUUGUAUCAUUGCAUUGAUGUUAAUUAGAACAAAUAUUCUCUCCAAGGAGAGUAAAGAUCUCCUUUGUUGACAAACAACUGUUGUGAUAGCUAUAGAUACCUAAAUUUUAGCGACCGAUCGGUUCAUAUACUCGACCUUUUUAGUUCGGUGCAAUUGUUGUAAUACUAGGAUAAAUAUCAGUAGCGUGAAAUGAAAUACAUGGAAGUUUUGUUUUGAA
Messenger RNA from Mercurialis annua (annual mercury), 2215 nucleotides. RefSeq names its product aspartic proteinase 36. The transcript is spliced from 11 exons. The record is from RefSeq and is a predicted model, not a curated record. NCBI's taxonomy places the organism in Eukaryota, Viridiplantae, Streptophyta, Magnoliopsida, Malpighiales, Euphorbiaceae. Gene Ontology annotation, biological process: proteolysis. Bases 247 to 1755 code for a protein of 502 amino acids. Gene Ontology annotation, molecular function: aspartic-type endopeptidase activity.